This is a messenger RNA of Austrofundulus limnaeus, 4838 nucleotides long. RefSeq names its product trafficking protein, kinesin binding 2 (gene trak2). Gene Ontology annotation, biological process: protein targeting; anterograde axonal transport of mitochondrion; mitochondrion distribution. Gene Ontology annotation, molecular function: GABA receptor binding; myosin binding. The transcript has 18 exons. The coding region runs from base 382 to 3408 and encodes 1008 amino acids. NCBI's taxonomy places the organism in Eukaryota, Metazoa, Chordata, Actinopteri, Cyprinodontiformes, Rivulidae. The record is from RefSeq and is a predicted model, not a curated record. Gene Ontology annotation, cellular component: mitochondrion; cytoplasmic vesicle; dendrite.
GGAGGAGAUGCGUCAAGGAUUCCGCCAUAUUGAAGAGGGAUUUUAUGAUCUGGAUCUCAGUCAUUUAGCUCGAACCACUCUCCCUCUCCAAGAUGGCGGUGCCGUUAACGUGACAAGCCUGCAGCAGCGCAGCCUUUGGACGUAACCACCGCCUCCCCCCUGUGUGUGUGUGUGUGUCGGUUCGGAUGAAAGGUUCGGAUCGUACAGUCGGAACUUCCCAUGCGGUGUGUGCUGUAAACAUAGAAACAGGUAAAAGGUGUGUGCAAGCACCAGAUCUCAGUGAACAGGAUGUGAUGUCACAACAGCAACAGUAACCACCGUCUUGUCCACCCUGAUGUUUCUGCAAGUGGGGAGCCCCUCGCCCCACUCCAAGGACAGGACAUGUUUGAAAUGAAACCCCGGGCGGUGGAGAAGAAGGAGUCGAGCACCGAGACAGAUGAGGGGCUGGGCAGCAGCGGGAGGCACUAUGGCUCCGGCUCUCUGGGCUCUGGAUCCGUCGGCUCCUUGUACCUGUCGGACAGCCAGGACUGGGUGGUUUCCCCGAGCUGCUCUCCGGAUGAAGGCCCGGGCCAGCUCAACUCCAUCUCCCCCAUGCUGGCUGAAGAGACUCUCCGUUACAUGACAUAUCUUGCUUUGGAGCCUUCCUCUUAUUCCCACCCUGGCUCUCAGAGCCUCUCCAAAGUCCUCAGUUCUGAUCGAGUGGAGCAGAUGACCAGGACCUACAAUGACAUCGACGUGGUCACACACCUUCUGGCUGAGCGAGACAGAGACUUGGAGCUGGCGGCUCGGAUCGGCCAGUCGCUUCUACAAAGAAACCACCUGCUGCAGGAACGUAACGAGGCCCUGGAGGAGCAGCUGACCCAGACCGUGGACCAGGUCAACCAGCUACAACAUGAGCUCAGUAAGAAGGACGAGCUGCUGCGGAUGGUGGCCAGCGCCUCGGAGGAGAGUGAAAUGGACUCCAGUACAUCCACCCCCGUGCUGCACCCCCAGCUGGGGGCGACCGCCGCCGCCACAGCAGCUGCCCUCAGCCAGCUGGAGUCUCUGCAGAACAAGCUGCAGGAGCUGGAGGAGGAGAACCAGUCGCUGAGGACUGAGGCAUGUCAGCUGAAGAGGGACACGAUGACGUACGAGGAGAAGGAGCAGCAGCUUGUGAGCGACUGUGUCAGAGAGCUACGUGAGUCCAACAGCCAGAUGGUGUCUCUGACAGAUCAGCUGUCCCAGAAGAACGAGGAGCUGCACAGGCACCAGGAGGAAAUCGCUCAGCUGCUCUCCCAGAUAGUAGAACUGCAACACAGAGUGAAGGAGCUGGCUCUGGAGAAAGAAGAGCUGAGGAUCCACCUUCAGGCCUCCAAAGAUGCUCAGAGGCAGCUCACAGCAGAGCUGAACGAGCUGGCAGAGAGGAACGCCGAGUGUGUUGAAAUGCUCCACGAGUCCCACGAAGAGAUCAGAGACCUUCGCAGUAAAAGCACUUCCUCUGCUGGGAUGCGACGACACUUCCCCUACGGCCUUUACCCCAUGGAGUCAUUGGCGGCUGAGAUCGAGGGCACCAUGAGGAGAGAGCUGAGUGUUGAGGAGGAGACUGCCAUCCAGGACCAAAGAACAGUCCAGAAACGGAUCUUCCAAACAGUUCGCUCAGUCAACGCCUCAGCUUUGCGAGCUUCUUCGGCCACGCCUCCCAUCCCCGGCUCUGGACAGAGCUCUCUGGUGAUGACGGCGCAGCCCUUCUCGUCCUCUCAGGGGGAGGAGGCACGGAUUGGCCAGCCCGGAUCACCAGGAGGCAAUGACCUCACCAAGGCGCUUCAUCGCCUGUCGCUGCGGCGCCAGAACGUCCUGUCGGAGCGCCAGUUCUUCCUGGCCGAGCACGAGAAGAAGCUGCAGGCCCUGGAGAGUGCAGAGGCGGGCGGAGGUGGAGGCAGCGGCUGUAGUUCGCCRAUGGGCAGCACGCUCUCUUCUUUCUCUAACCUGUCAGAUCUGUCGCUUGGCUCCACUGUUUUCAAGACUUUCUUGCCUGAGAAGCUUCAAAUCGUCAAACCCAUGGAAGGGUCACUGACGCUCCACCACUGGCAGCAGCUCGCCAAACCCCACCUAGCCACCAUCCUGGACCCGCACCCUGGGGUCGUGACCAAGGGUUUCCGCCCUCUUGCUCAGGACGCCGUCUACCACCUGUCYGACAUGGAGGAGGACGAGGAAGGCGAGGAGCGUAACGAGGUCGCCGUCCUGGAGAAAGGAGCGGCUGAGCGGUGUAAGGAAGAGUGCGACGAUGAAGAGGAGGAGGGCGGGAUCACCUUCAACGUGUGCUGCUCGUCUACGCCGGAGGACAGGUGGGAGGGACGUCGCUCUGCGGCACCUYUCUCCCCAACUCUUCCUACUUCAUCGGGUACACCUGCCUCCUCCUCUUCCAACCGAUCGGAUCUGUGUUUGACACCUGGACUUGUCGCAGAGAAGUCCGGUCCGUCUCCUCACAUCAUUUCAGGAGAAUCUGCUCAAACACAAAGUCUAAUUCCAACAUCUGCAGCAUCUUCCUGUGUCCAGAACCCGGGGAAGUCUCAGAGCUCCACCUUCUCCACCUACACCUUCACAACCUGUCGCAUUCUGCACCCCACUGACGUCACACAGGUCACCCCCAGUUUCCUGUCAUCCUGUUUGUCCAACACGCCCAGCUCCAUGAGAACUGGUCCCAGUACUCCUGUGACCCCCUGCAGACUGAGUCUAGGUGACUCCUUCCCUCCUCGACGACCCCUCGCACCUUCCAGCGGUCUGGCCAAGCUGGUUCUAGAGAGGGGUAUUUCUGCACAAGUCUCAGCCCACGCCCAGUCGUCUUUGGCAAGAGCCGCCCCGCGGCUCCGCCUCCUGCCGGGCACGCCUCCCAACUCCCCCUCCCACUCCCCCGUUCCCUCCCCGGUGCCGGUGGAGUCCCGCCAACAACCAGCUGACAAUUUCCUCGCCUCGAGGCCCGCGGAGCUUUUUCUCCAAGACGUUUACGGCUUGAACUUAGGUCGGGCCCCGCACCCCGACCUGCCGAGCCCCUCCCAGGAAACAGCAGCCUUUGCCCCGCCUCCUAAGCCCGGUCCAUCCAAUCCAGACACGGCCAACGUGGGUCUGGUGGAGAGGCUGCGACGCUUGGGCUUUGCUAAGGUGCUUCACAGUUCGGAGUCCGCUGCCGCACCGCCACGUCAGGAUUCUGCCACUCUAGUGUCCGCAGGCGGCGGGAGCCUGAUGGACGGUCUGAGACGCAACCAGAGUCUCCCGGCUAUGAUCGGCGCCCGAGCAGGCAGCAAGUCGGCGGGGCACCCUCCUCACCCCACCUCCCUGGCCAUACCGCCGCCACCGUGGGGAAACCUGAAAGAACGACGCCGGCGUCUCGCUUCCGCCUCCAACCCUCCAAGAAGUUCAUCGAAACGCUGAGGAGAUGUGGAGUGGAUCGGCCAGAACCCUAACCUCCUCCACCGCAGCGCCGUCCUUUUUUAAUUUAAAGCACAACGGAACAGUUUAGAAGAAUACGUGUUCGCCAUGACGCUCGGCCUUAGUAAGACUCUGGAUGUUCGGGUCCAACUUUAAGGGGAAAAAGUGUAACGUGUAAGUGUCAGAAGGUCUGUGGAUGUCUACGAGAAAGAAGUGAGGAGCAGAAAGGAAAGUAUGUUUGAUCUUGUAAGAAGACUGUGACGGAGUGAAACAGGAGCAUCCAGAGUCUGGACAUUCCAAGGGCUUGUUAUGUAACGUUCUGGAAAAUCUUUAGUCUGUAAUUGUACAGGUAUCAUGCCAGCCAAUAACAACAGUUUAAAGAAAUCUGCUUCAACAAACUUAAACAGCAUACUGCCACUCAAAUCUCAUAUUUAGACCGCGCCUUUGAACGUGUUGGUAUUUCUGUUUUUUUCUUCAACAUAAGUGGCUUUACAGUGGUCCAUUGCUGCACAGUGUCUGGUUGUGCCGUGGCCACAUGUCUGCAUGAAGAGCAACCUCGCCUACAGGUUCCAGCAUGCAUCUGUUGGCCGACAGGUGGGGAGCCAGGUCAAAGCUGAGGUCAGUACCAAAUCAAACGCCCCAACGUUAAAGAAAAGGGAUGGUUUCAGCUUCAGGUUCUUGUUUUGUCUACUUUUGAGGGUAUGAGGCCUUAAGUACUGUUUGCAUUUGAGUUUUUGCUAAGCUAUUUAUUUAUUUUUUGUUUUGUUUUGUUUAAAUAUAUAUAUUUGUUGCACUCGAUGGAAUCAUUUUUUUAAUAAUGGUCUCGCUUUUCAGCCAUGGUGCAUGUCUGAGAGCUCAAGUUCAGUUUAAAAAGGGAAAAAUCAAAAUUUUAAGUUUCCAAAGUUGUAAAACUCAUCUGAUAAAUACCAGGGAUGUGUACAGUUCAAUCAUCGGCCACCAGGUGUAGGUGUUCUAACAUAGAAACAGGAAAAAGGCAUAUUUUACUUGAUGUGUGACCAUUUCUACUUCUAAACCCUCAUUAACUGCACAAUAACUUUAUUUUUACUUACUACUGUUUAAAACAUUAUUAAGAACAUUUUUGACUUUUUUUGUUUGUUGUAGAAACAUAAGCUAACAUUUGAUGUAUGUAACACUUUUUUUUGUUUUUCACACAAUGGAAAUCCAUAAUGAAGUAAAAUGUUUUUAUUUUUGACAAAUAUUCUAGCACGUUUGAAGAUUGAGGUAACAUUCAGGAUUUAAAAAGAGAAAAAUGCGGAGAGGAGAAAGGUAACUUUUAGAAAUUUAGUUUUGUGUUUUUCUGCCCUAAAUCUGAAAAUGUCCAAACCUCUCCCAGCCAUGAUCCUCUUGUGGCCAAAUGUCAGAUGCCUCCCUCUCUUCUUUUUAAAUAAAACAAUAAAAAUAAAACAAAUGUC